This is a messenger RNA of Gopherus evgoodei (Goodes thornscrub tortoise), 595 nucleotides long. RefSeq names its product nuclear transport factor 2-like. Gene Ontology annotation, cellular component: nuclear pore central transport channel. The coding region runs from base 172 to 555 and encodes 127 amino acids. Lineage: Eukaryota; Metazoa; Chordata; Testudines; Testudinidae. The transcript has 5 exons. Gene Ontology annotation, biological process: protein import into nucleus. The record is from RefSeq and is a predicted model, not a curated record.
CGGGCCCCAAGUACCACGUGCGCAGCAGCGGGCGGUAAAACAGCGCGCGCCGGGUUCAGAGCGGCAGCCGCUGGCUGCGCUGAGCGGAGCCUGGGAACAAGUCGCGUUAGCAGCGCGGUGCAGCAGCAGCAGCAGCGCAAUUUCUUCCGCAGACUUAGACAAAGAGCACGAAUGGCAGAGAGACCUAUGUGGGAGCAAGUUGGAACAAGUUUUGUGCAUCUCUAUUACCAGCGUUUUGAUUCUAGUAGAGUAGAGCUAAGUGCUCUCUAUACAGAUGCUUCUUGCUUGUCCUGGGAAGGACAGCAGUUCCAAGGAAAAACAGCCAUCAUGGAAAAGUUGAUGAGCCUUCCAUUCCAAAAAAUCCAACACAGCAUAACAUCUCAAGAUCACCAACCAGCACCUGAUAACUGUAUACUUAGUAUGGUGGUUGGUCAGCUGAAGGUAGAUAAUGACCCAGUGAUGGGGUUCCACCAGCUGUUUGUUCUCAAGAAUAUUAGUGACAAUUGGGUUUGCACCAAUGACAUAUUUAGACUGGCCCUGUACAACUUUGCUUGAAUUUUCUGUUCUCAAAUGUCUGUUUCUAUUGCCACUUUCA